This is a messenger RNA of Aphanomyces invadans, 2199 nucleotides long. RefSeq lists its product as hypothetical. Gene Ontology annotation, biological process: mRNA splicing, via spliceosome. The transcript has 8 exons. Lineage: Eukaryota; Oomycota; Saprolegniomycetes; Saprolegniales; Verrucalvaceae. The record is from RefSeq and is a predicted model, not a curated record. Gene Ontology annotation, molecular function: protein binding. The coding region runs from base 96 to 1892 and encodes 598 amino acids.
UUGCGCGUGUGGCGAGCGAAGAUCUCGCUCGAGACCGAGACGAAGUUACGGGACGCGGAGCCGCUGGAUCGUCAACUCGCAAGGUUCCAACCAACAUGAGUACGCAGGACGAAUGGUCGUCUUUCAAGCUUGUGGAUAAGCAUUUGACGUCAAUCGCACCAGAGGCAACAUUUGAUGCCGCGUCCGACGAAAUCAAAGAAGACAUUCUGCGACUGAUUGUGCAAUACCUCCAAAACGAAGGGUACACGAGUGCGUCGGCAACUAUCCUGGACGAAGCGAAUGUCAAGUUGAUGGAAAAGCAUCAAGAGAGAGAGAUGGUGCGAAAGAUCAGCAAAAGCAUCAAGGAAGGUGACUGGGACUUGGUCGCGAAAAUGAUUCACAAAAAUUCCAACUUGCGCAAGGUUAAGUUUCAUACGCAGCAAGGCCUAGGCUUUCUCUACGCAGUGUGCAAGGAAGAGUACUUGGAGCUCAUCGACCGACAAGAGUACCAAAAGGCAUUCACGUACUUGACGACGCACUUGAAACCGAUGGAGAAGAUCAGUGGGCGGCAAGAGUUUAAAGACCUGUGUUACUUGUUGACGUGCAAGUCUAUCACAGAGGUGGAGUCGUUCCGGGAUUGGGAAGGCGUUGUCAAAUCGCGUGAAAAGUUGGCCGAGCAACUCAAGGCGACGUUUGAACUGGAUGCAGUACCCACGGAGCAUAUCAACAUUCCAGACAACCGAUUAGUGAAUCUACUUCAUCAAAGCGUGGCAUACCAAAUGGAGUUCAGUCGCUAUCACCCCAAGACAGUGCCCAAGGUGUCGACGCUCCUGAGAGAUUUUGAAUGUCAAGUGCUCCCAAACGCUGUCAAGACAACCUUUGUCGGGCAUAGUCAGAACGUGAAGUGCGUAACCUUUGUGGGCCGAGAGGGCACGUACAUUGCGUCGGGUUCGAGUGACAACUUGAUCAAGCUGUGGAGUACUGAGCCCCGGCAUGGAAAGACCGUGAACACAGUGUCGUGGGACUUCCACGGCCAUUCGUCUCGAAUUUGGUACUUGAGCGCCAACAACGCUGGGGAUCAACUAUACUCUGCAUCGGGGGACGGCACAGUCAAGAUCUGGAAUAUCAAGAACGCGAUCUCGUAUUUUGGCGAAGUCGACGGCAACCCGAGCCCGGGCGCCAACCCCCAGAGCACAUCAGACUGCAUUUCGACCAUGACGGGGCAUGCCGGCGACGUGUACACGGUGAACAUUCAUCCAAACGAAACACACCUGGUAACGGGUGGCUAUGAUCAAACGGUGCGGCUGUUCGACAUCCAGACGGGCGCAGUCGUCAAGACUUUCCUUGGCCACAAUGCUUCCGUGUGCGACGCGCAGUUUAAUCGGCAUGCGAAUCUGGUCGUGAGUGGCUCCAAGGACGGAACGGUUCGUUUCUGGGACAUUUUGAGUGGCCUUUGCGUCCACACUGUGCGCCAGACGUUGGGCGAAGUUACGUCGGUGUCGCUUUCGUCGAAUGGUUUAUUCCUCUUGACUGGGUCGCGAAACAACAGCAACAGGCUGUGGGACAUGCGUAUGUUGACGCACCCUCGGUCAACCCUGCAGUCGUCGUCGAAAGAUCUGAAAGCCCCAGCGCAGGCGCCGCCACUUUCGAUGGAACAACGGCCGUUGCAACGGUUCAAAGGCCAUCAAAACACCGCCAAGAACGUUGUCCGUGCGUCGUUUGGCCCGCGCGAAGCAUUUGUCCUUGGGGGGUCUGAAGACGGCGCUGUGUAUGUGUGGGACGUGGCCACAGGCAAAUUGCUAGAGAAAUUGUUAGGCCACAGCGGUGUCACAUACAGCGCCAAGGUUAGUAUACGGCACAUGAAAAGGUCACGGCUGAACGAAUUUUGUAGUGGCAAGAAAAGCAGGCGUUGAUGGCAUCUUGUUCUCAUGAUGGCACAGUCAAGACGUGGUGGUGGCAUGAGCAGCAAGUGGCUCACGCUCUGGGCAAAAAGAAAUAGAAUAGGAGGGUUUAUCGGCGGGAAGGACUCGAUCGACGGUGGCCCACUUAGUGAGACGAGCUGACAUGGUCAAGGCUAUCCAUUGCCACGCGUUCUUAACGGGCUUUAACCAACAGUCGCUUGGCUGCAUCUGUCGAGCGCCAGAAAACGCUGGCACACCGACCGCUUGCCUCAGCAAGGAGGCAUCGCCUUGGCAUUCCACAACCAAGGCUAGUACCUCC